This is a messenger RNA of Vespula vulgaris, 3876 nucleotides long. It is a transcript of the gene 14-3-3zeta, whose product is annotated as 14-3-3 protein zeta. Lineage: Eukaryota; Metazoa; Arthropoda; Insecta; Hymenoptera; Vespidae. The coding region runs from base 618 to 1361 and encodes 247 amino acids. Gene Ontology annotation, biological process: signal transduction. The transcript is spliced from 5 exons. The record is from RefSeq and is a predicted model, not a curated record. Gene Ontology annotation, cellular component: cytoplasm.
UUGCCGGCUCAGUCGCUGUGCGGGAGUGGUCACCGAGGGAUGUGCGGUAUCAUCGUAACCGAGUGCGACUAAAGAAAAACCGAAUCCGAAGCGUUUAUAAUAUAGUUUCUUCUUUUCAAGGCGUGUGUUUCUGCAUAUUAUCUUCGGCUAUAUUAUAGCUUUCUCGGGUGCGCACAUAUACUCUCUCUCUCUCUCUCUCUCUCUAUCUAUCUAUCUAUCUAUCUAUCUAUUUCUUUCUCUCUCUCUCUCUCUCUCUCUCUCUCUCUUUGUCUCGCUCGCUCACACGCUCUCUUGCGCGUGCGGUGUCUCUUUCUCUCUCGUUCUUAUACACGCCUCCCAACCGCGACGCGAUUAUUAAACUCCGCCGCGAGUUGUCUAGUCAGUUCUUUUUUUUCGAAGGAGCUCGUCGUCGUCGUCGUCGUCGUCACCCCGCCCUCUCUCUUUCUCUCUCUCUCUUUCUAUCAAUCUUUCUCUCUAUUCGUCUAUCUAUCUAUUUAUCUCUCGCGCUUUCUUCGCCCGGCGAUCGAAGAAUUAACCGGAUCGUCAUCUAACACCGCCGAUCGUGAUAUUUAUUUAAGUAUUAUUGUACAAAGACUAUAUACCACAUAGCCGACACAAUGUCCGUAGACAAAGAGGAAUUGGUGCAGCGUGCGAAGCUCGCCGAACAGGCGGAGAGGUACGAUGAUAUGGCAGCUGCGAUGAAAUCCGUCACCGAGACGGGAGUUGAGCUGUCGAACGAGGAAAGGAACCUCCUCUCAGUGGCGUAUAAGAAUGUUGUUGGCGCGAGACGUAGCUCGUGGCGAGUAAUCUCAUCUAUUGAGCAAAAGACCGAGGGCUCCGAACGCAAACAACAGAUGGCGAAGGAGUACCGGGAAAAGGUUGAGAAAGAACUACGUGAAAUCUGCUACGAUGUUCUGGGUCUUUUAGACAAGUACCUGAUCCCUAAAGCUAGCAACGCCGAAAGCAAAGUAUUCUACCUCAAGAUGAAGGGCGAUUAUUACAGGUAUCUCGCAGAAGUCGCCACUGGUGAAACCAGGAACGCUGUGGUAGAUGAUAGCCAGAAGGCGUACCAGGAAGCGUUCGAUAUCAGCAAGUCAAAGAUGCAACCCACCCAUCCGAUCAGGCUAGGUCUAGCCUUAAAUUUCUCGGUCUUUUAUUACGAGAUCCUCAACUCACCAGAUAAGGCCUGUCAGCUGGCCAAACAGGCGUUUGACGAUGCGAUCGCGGAACUGGACACAUUAAAUGAGGACAGUUACAAAGACUCCACGCUGAUUAUGCAGUUGCUGCGUGACAACCUUACUCUUUGGACCAGUGACACGCAGGGCGACGGGGACGAACCACAGGAGGGCGGCGACAACUAACCUUCCUAAGCUUAAGUCCUUUCUAAUCUAAUAAGAACAUCCUAUUCUCUAUCGUCUCCCCCGUCCCUUGAAGUGCUCACCCAUCUCCAUCCACCCCUGGAUCUCCAUCCAUCCAUUCAUUCACACCUGUUUUCUUUUCGUCCUCGCGUUUCCUUCUUCCGUCUCCCUUCCUCCCUCCACCCUAUCGCCUAUCCUCUACCCACCACUCCUUCCAUCCUUCCACAACACCCUCUUGUACUGUCCGUAUAUCUCCUACACCCUCUUCUAUCUUCCCUCCUUUUGUCACACUUUCGAAAAAACGCUCCAAAUCCUUUUUUUCUCUCCUCUACGGUAACGAAAAAAAUCUCCUUGUCUAAUGUCCCGCCAACAACAACAAUAACAACAACAACCAACAACAACAACAACAACAUCAACAUCACAUCCGCACAUCAUAAUAAUGUUGCCGAUGCCGUCGCCACAGCUAUACUACACUCGGCUCGAUAAUACCUCGAAUGCAAAGCCUCUCUACUGUACCAUCGAUAAAAAAAAAAUGGAUACAAAAAGAAAUGAAAAGAAAAGAAAGAAACAGUAAGAAGAAGAAGAAGAAGAAAAAAUGAUUCUCGGCCAUGUCCUUUCGUCGAAGCGAAAUACAACACAUCGCAUCCUUCCUCCUCCUCUCAUAAUCGUACGUUGCUCUCUCUCCUCUCUCUCUCUCUCUUUCUCUUUCUCUCGUCUCUCUGUCUCUCUCAUUCUUUCACUCUCAUAUACACACAUAACGCUACAUCUCUCUAUUAUUAAUAUAUCCAUACGCGGAACAAUGAAACCUUAUUGUUAUAUAUAAUUGGGAAAGAAGAGCGAUAAGAAAGAGAGAGAAAAGAAAGAGAUAGAACGGAUUGAGAUAUAAAUCUGGAUAAAUGUGCUGGACGAGCGAGCAACGAACGAACGAACGAGAGAAAGACGAAAAAAGAGAGAAAGAGAAAAUGAGAACGACUGAGGAUGAAUGAACGAACGAACGAACGAACGAACGAACGAAUGAAUGAAUGAACGAACGAACGAACGAACGAAUGAACGAACGAAUGAAUGAACGAGUGUAUGUAAUAAUGAACGUAAUAAUGAAUGAGAGAGAAAGAGGGAGCAUAUAAGUAAUAAUCAACCCCUCUAACGGGGGGUUGAUGGCUCGCCUCGUACGAGCAUACAUACAUAUUUGUGUGUGUGUCUGUAUAUGUGUGUGCGUAUCGUUGUUUCGCGACGAAAAGAAAUGGUACGAGCAUCAUCAAUAUGGAUUCUCUUGAGUAUUUUGACACGAAGUCUCUCAAAAGUGUUAAACGACAUUACAUCCCUGUAUAUUAUUUAUCCAAACGGAGAAAAACAGGAAACGAUAAAAUAAAUCGUCGAUGAUGAAGCAAAAAAAGAAAAGAGCUAAUAAUAAUAAUAAGGAUAAAUUAAAAAAGAAAAAUACAGAGAAAGGGAAAAGGACAGAAAGAAAUAAAGAAAAAAGAAAGAAAGAGAGAGAGAGAGAAAGAGAGAUGAAACAGAGGGUAUUUUCGCAGAUCUUGUCUCGUCGUUCGUUGUAUGUCUCUUUGAUGAAAUGUUGCGUCUGAGAGAGAAAGAGAGAAAGAGUAAGAGAAUUAACGUGAGAUAUAUAUAUAUUAUAUAUACACACAUACACGUAUAUGUAUUAACGUCACUAUAUAUGUGUGUUGAAGGAGCGUGAAAAGGAGAGAGGAGUUUCUAAUUAUGGAGAGAAACAUCGAGAGAGUGAGAGAGAGAGAGAGAGGGGAGAAUCUUUGGCGGCGACGGAAAAAUAAAAUUCAAGAUGUCAGUUUUAAAAUCACUAAGUACAAGAAAGAUAGCAAGCGUUUCUUCUGUGCGUCUUUUUUGUGUAUGUGCCGCCUAUGGUAUGUCACGCGUUGGAAUGGAAGAAUGAAUGAGUGAAAUGGAAUGAGAGAAAGAGAGAGAGAGAGAGAGAGAGAGAGAGAGAGAGAGAGAGAGAGAGAGAGGAGGAAAGAGAGAGGGAGAGAAAGAAUGAAUGAAUGUAGAAAAUGUUUGUAACUUUUUGCGCGUCAUGACGAGACACGAAAUGCGAAUAGUAUAACAUGAGACACCACCACCACUACCACACAACCACUACCAACCACAAAUGUCACUGUCACUAUUCCCAGAUCUGUUCGCUAUUUUACCGACUCUCAAGAGUAUCGCUAGAUAAAAACAAAGAAAAGGAGGAGCGCGAAAGUUCGAAGAAAAUAAUAUGCGAAGAGAGAAAAAAAUAAGAAAGAAAGAAAGAAAGAAAGAAAGAAAGAAAGAAAGAAAGAAAGAUAGAGAGGGAGAGAGAAAGAGAAAAAAAAUAAGCACGCAUGAAUCUAAACUACAUUAUUAUCCAGUUGUCAUUAAAUUAAAUUUCACAUUGUCUAGCAAGUACGAAUAUUAUUAUUAUUAUUAUUAUUAUACGAAGGGAAGAACGCAGGAGGAGAAAGGAGAGUAAAAAAAAAAGAAAAAAAAACAAAACAAAUACAUUAAGUUAUUAAGUUCCAAACGA